Molecule: messenger RNA, 516 nt
Organism: Rodentolepis nana
Lineage: Eukaryota; Metazoa; Platyhelminthes; Cestoda; Cyclophyllidea; Hymenolepididae
Source: the annotation of a GenBank genome assembly
AUGGAGACCAUAGACUUUAAGCGCGCUCUUCGUAUAUCAGAAUCGCAUAAUGAAUUGGGUUGUAUUGCCGGCAUAUGUUUUGCAAUAUCCCAUUCUUCCCUCAUUUUUCAAAAUGGUUACAAGUAUCUUCUCGGAGGAGAUCGAUUUGAAAUCGACGUUAAAUUUAGUUCUAGGCGAUUUCUGAGCCGCAUUCCUGUCAUUGGUACAACAAAUGAAGAUUUGGGUGCUCUUCUAACUUCAAUUGAUCACCCAGGCACUCCUCGUCUACACUUUAUGGAGCAGGAACGACGAUCUGAAGAAGUGUCAGCCUCCUCUUCCAGAACUGAACUUGAGCGAUCCAGGAGUCCAAGCUUUAUUGAACUUGACUCCCUCUACCUCGAAGAAGGCCAACGGCUAUUCUCGUCUGCCCAGCGAUUGAACGAAUUAGAAGCGCACACGGAAGUUGCGCUAUUUGAUGGGAUGGCAUUUCCUUGGCACGAGUUUCAGUUCCUUUUGGGAGACACUAUCUCACGUUGA